This is a messenger RNA of Scylla paramamosain (green mud crab), 2310 nucleotides long. Its product is annotated as alkylglycerol monooxygenase-like. Gene Ontology annotation, molecular function: glyceryl-ether monooxygenase activity; iron ion binding. Gene Ontology annotation, biological process: lipid biosynthetic process. Gene Ontology annotation, cellular component: endoplasmic reticulum. Lineage: Eukaryota; Metazoa; Arthropoda; Malacostraca; Decapoda; Portunidae. The record is from RefSeq and is a predicted model, not a curated record. The transcript has 8 exons. The coding region runs from base 217 to 1554 and encodes 445 amino acids.
CUGAUAACCACAGUAAUCUAGCCACUUUCCGUCGGUUCGUACGCGGCCAGUCCGCUUGGAGUUGGUUAGUCGUUCACCCUCUGCUCAUCCCACAACCUCUGCUCCGUUCAGGCGACACCACUGUAGCCACACAGCAGCGGAGAGGGAGUCAAGCAGCAACACACCUACACCCACGAGAGGCGUUAGUGGCGGAAGGUUGAGCCGCGUCCAAGCAUCAUGGCGGGGGUGGCGACGGCAGUGGCCAAAGGUGUGGGUACCCUCUUCUACGCGGUGAGCCCUAACGAGACCACUUUCCAGCAUGUGAAGGACGUGCCCAACUACACGAACGAGGCGGUACCCUUCUUCGUGGUCUUCAUCCUGCUGGAGUGGCUCGUGACGUAUUUCAAGGGCGAGAAGAAAAUAAGACCCAACGACAUGUACACCUCAAUACUUCACGGGGUUGUGUACGACGUGAUUGGCAUGGUGGUCGUGGGUUUCAACCUGUUUGGCUACGAGUGGUUGUACGAGAGGCGCAUCCUUGACCUCGACUGGUCCUCUCCCGUCACGUGGUGGGUCGCCGCCCUCGGGGUCGACAUGGGCUACUAUUGGUUCCACAGAGCCACCCACGAGGUGAACCUGGCAUGGGCGAGUCAUCAGGUGCAUCACUCCUCGGAAGAAUACAACCUGAGCACGGCGCUGCGGCAGUCCAUGUGGCAGCGGUACUUCUCCUUCGGGUUCUACCAACCCCUGGCCCUCCUCGGGGUGCCGAUGCCCGCCCUCCUAGUCCACCUCCAGUUUAACUUAGUCUUCCAGUUCUGGAUUCACACACAAGUGGUCGACAACUGCGGCCCGCUGGAGUGGAUUCUCAACACUCCGUCACACCAUCGCGUCCAUCACGGCGCGAACAAGUGGUGCCUCGACAAAAACUACGCUGGGGUCCUCAUCAUCUGGGACCGCUUGUUUGGCACCUUCGAGGCUGAGCGGCGCGACGAGAAGAUUGCAUAUGGCUUGGUGGAUCAGCCGCAGUCCCACAAUGUGAUGUGGCUUCAGGUGUUCUACAUGAGGGAGGUGUUCCGUAAGGCACGGAGCAUGACCACCUGGGGGGACACCUUCAGGGCGCUCUUCUACGGCCCCGGCUGGUUCCCUGGGACGCCGCGCCUCGGAGACCCGGACACCUUCCCCGACGUGAAGGCCCCCAGGGUAAAGUACAACCCUGAGCUCCCCCGCUGGCAGGAGGUGUACGUGCUGGUCCACUUCGUCAUCAUCCUCCUCAUUCACCAAAAGUGGAUCACCAAGCUGGCCAGCUUCUCGUGGAUGUCCGCUCUCGUAUUCAUGGCGUUCAUGUUCGUGUCGGCGGGCAUCAUCGGUGCCAUGUACGACGGGUGGUGGUGGGCGCCCCUGGUGGAGGCCGCCCGCUGCAUCGCUUACGUCGCCUACGCCCGCAGCGCCCCAGUCUUCGGUAUUCAGUUUCUGGACUCAGCCAUCCUCGUCUACUUCGCAGCGUCCGCCUUGAUCUGGACCUCGCAGAGCCUCGCGGUGGUGAAGGCGUCAGUCAAGGCGGCCAAGCUGGAAUAGUCUGGUGUGGGUGUCACUCUCCGCUGCUGUCACUCCUCCGCCCGCCAGGCAUCCUAAGACCAGUACGAGUCAGUGAUGGAACCUGAUUGAGAAAUGAACGAGUGACCUGUUUUAUUUAUGGUUAUUGUUUUCUUUGUCUUCUUCAUUUUGUUCUUGUUGUUCUUAUUGUACUUGUUCUUCCUAUUCUUGUUCUUCUUGUUCUUGUUCUUCCUAUUCUUGUUCUUGCUCUUGUUCUUCUUGUUCUUGUUCUUCAUAUUCUUGUUCUUCUCGUUCUUGUUCUUGUUCUUCCUAUUCUUGUUCUUGCUCUUGUUUUUCUUGUUCUUGUUCUUCAUAUUCUUGUUCUUCUCGUUCUUGUUCUUGUUCUUCCUAUUCUUGUUCUUGCUCUUGUUCUUCUUGUUCUUGUUCUUCUUGUUCUUCUCCACUUCCUCCUCUUCCUCCUCCUCCUCCUUUAAAGCCUUCUAAAUGACGCAAUAACAAUGAAGGCGGCGGACGCAAUAACAAUGUGGCGGCGGCUGCUGCUGUGGCCACGCAGAGUACAGGACCAGUCAGUGAAUUACUCCUGCUUAUGUUCCUUGUUAUCGUCCCUACACAACGAUAGUCCACGGAGAGGAGCAAGAACGGGAAUAAGAUAAGGCUUUAUACUUCCCCUGUUUAACUUGUAUUGUCAGUGGGCACAUGUGAGUGGUUGCCUUCCUUCCUCUAUCUGUGUGGGAAAAUCUGUAUAUUUGUUGAUAAGUAAUUAUUUUAUUCACGUUA